CGCGAACAUCCCUAAAAACGUCACCUGCGACGACUGGCAAGACGACAUUUUUUAGUCUAUGGUAUCGAGCAGCCAUUUGUUAUCCUAGCCAAAGUUCCUGUGAAACGUCUGAUCAAAAUGUUGAAAUCAGCUUCUGGUGCAUUGGCUAAUGUGCUGAAGAGGUCCCUGGUGCCGGCGGCUAGGGUUACCGCCGUGGUGCCCCUGCGAAGAUCCCACGGAGGCCCCGUCGAGAGCGAUGAAGAAUUUGAUUCCAGGUAUGAAGCAUUCUUCAACCGAAAAGACAUUGACGGCUGGGAAAUCCGCAAAGGCAUGAACGACCUCUGCGGCAUGGACUUGGUCCCUGACCCAAAAAUCAUUAAGGCGGCGCUCCACGCCUGCAGACGAGUCAACGACUAUGCGCUCGCCGUCAGGUUCAUCGAGGCCUGCAAAGACAAGUGCGGACCCAAAGUGACCGAAAUCUACCCAUACAUCAUCCAGGAAAUCAAACCCACGCUCACAGAACUCGGCAUUGAGACCCCGGAGGAACUCGGUUAUGACAAACCAGAAUUAGCUUUAGAGAAUGUUUAUGAAAUGUAAGGUCAUCAGUGAGGUGUAGAACAUUUGUAUCAUAGUUUUGUUGUCGAUUUUAUUUUACAUUGUGUGAAGCACAGCCUUUUAGAGUAUUCCUGGUCGACCAUUUGAAAUCUGCUUUUGUCUAAUGUAAUACAUUAGAUUAAAUUA
This is a messenger RNA of Manduca sexta (tobacco hornworm), 720 nucleotides long. RefSeq names its product cytochrome c oxidase subunit 5A, mitochondrial (gene COX5A). Gene Ontology annotation, biological process: mitochondrial electron transport, cytochrome c to oxygen. Gene Ontology annotation, cellular component: mitochondrial inner membrane. NCBI's taxonomy places the organism in Eukaryota, Metazoa, Arthropoda, Insecta, Lepidoptera, Sphingidae. The transcript is spliced from 2 exons. The record is from RefSeq and is a predicted model, not a curated record. The coding region runs from base 118 to 576 and encodes 152 amino acids.